ACCACCUUUGGCAACCAUUUCCUUCAUCUCUCCAUACCUCUCUCUUAAUUUUUCUCUGCUUCUCCAUUUUCCCGUCUGCCUUUGUUGGUGUGUUUGUGCUCCCAAUAUCACUUCGUUUUCGCAAUUAGCUUCACCCCAUUUGCCAUUUGGUGGUGUUACAUCGAUAUAUAGCAACAAUGGACAGAGCAGAGCUCAGAAGGGUUUUCCAGAUGUUCGACCGGAACGGGGAUGGGCGCAUCACCAAGCAGGAGCUGAGUGACUCGCUAGAGAAUCUCGGAAUCUUCAUCCCCGACAAGGACUUGCACCAGAUGAUAGAGAAGAUCGACGUCAAUGGAGAUGGGUUUGUCGACAUUGACGAGUUCGGGGCGUUGUAUCAGAACCUGAUGGACGAGAGGGACGAGGACCCGGAGGACGACAUGAGGGAAGCGUUCAAUGUGUUUGAUCAGAACGGCGAUGGUUUCAUCACGGUGGAGGAGUUGAGGUCGGUGUUGGCUUCCUUGGGGCUCAAGCAAGGGAGGACAUUGGAGGAUUGCAAGAUCAUGAUAAAGAAGGUGGAUGUGGAUGGAGAUGGGAGGGUGAAUUUCAAGGAGUUUAAGCAGAUGAUGAAGGGGGGUGGAUUUGCUGCCUUGACUUCAAAUUAAUGUAAGUUUUAAUGGAGGAUUUGUUAGAGGAGAAGAGCUGCCUUUGUGUAAAGGAUUUAGAGGUCUCUCUGUGUAAUUUUAUGAGAACAAGAACAAAUUAAUUCAUUACUAUUGAUUUAUCUUGUCAUCUCUGGCCUUGAUUGAUAUUUAUUUAGUGAUGGUGACCUUCGUUAUUUGUAGGUAAUCUUCGUUACAUUUGUAAAAGAUCAUUCUUAGUGA
Molecule: messenger RNA, 860 nt
Organism: Argentina anserina (silverweed cinquefoil)
Lineage: Eukaryota; Viridiplantae; Streptophyta; Magnoliopsida; Rosales; Rosaceae
Product: calmodulin-like protein 3
Exons: 1
Coding region: 177-641 (154 amino acids)
Molecular function (GO): calcium ion binding
Source: RefSeq, a predicted model, not a curated record